Messenger RNA from Fundulus heteroclitus (mummichog), 5477 nucleotides. RefSeq names its product alpha-1,3-mannosyl-glycoprotein 4-beta-N-acetylglucosaminyltransferase A (gene mgat4a). Bases 952 to 2553 code for a protein of 533 amino acids. NCBI's taxonomy places the organism in Eukaryota, Metazoa, Chordata, Actinopteri, Cyprinodontiformes, Fundulidae. Gene Ontology annotation, biological process: protein N-linked glycosylation. Gene Ontology annotation, molecular function: acetylglucosaminyltransferase activity. Gene Ontology annotation, cellular component: Golgi stack; endoplasmic reticulum-Golgi intermediate compartment; endoplasmic reticulum. The record is from RefSeq and is a predicted model, not a curated record. The transcript is spliced from 16 exons.
UGACAGGUGGACCCGUUAGUUAGUUACCAACAACAACACGUUACGGCUGGGCUCUGUGUGAUGCACGGGGACAGCUGGGCGUCCGUUCGUCUGGGCGUUUACGUCAACAGAAAUGGAAAACGCACAGUGAGGAAUUAUUAGCCUAAAAAAAACAAAAACAAAAAAGGGGAGUCCCUGGUCCAAUUUUGGCAGCGUUGGUUCGGUGACUGCAGGUUGACCGCCACCGGAGUUUCUACUUCAUGUUAGCCCAGUAAGCUAACUAGCUUCUCGGGUCCGUGUCGUAUCGCAGCCGGCGAAGCUUGCACGCGUCCGUUGACGUUCCCCCCCCCCCACCCCACCGGCGGGAGGCAGCAACACGUAGGUCUCUGCCGCUAACACCUCCUCCGUCUGUUGGAAGUUGAGGCGGAAUCGACGUGAUUUGAGGCGUAGCCUCCCGCACACCGUCAGAGCUCCCGGCAGCCUAUCCCGGAGGAGGCUCAGCCGUCACACACUCGAGAUGAUUUCUGCCUGGAACUUGUAGCUAACGAGCGGCGGCUGUAAACAUCAACAUGGACCGUGCGGGCAGCCGGGCGACCAUGUAAGCCGUCUCGUCGCCUAAAUCUUUUUAUAUCGCGUCAGACCGCAAGUAGAGGAGGCAACGCGGGGUGGGAGAGAAGAGCACGUUUCGGCGCCACGGAGGGAACGGCGCAGAAGACCCAAGGUUACAUCCGAGGACUGGUCUCUCUCAGCUGAGGAGUCGGCGGCCACUGCGUCGCGAACUGGGCCGCCUUGGCACGUCCGUAUGCCCUCGCCUACGCCCGCCGCGAGAUCCUGAGGGCAGGAAGAGACGGACGGACGUGGAGGGAGGCAGCGGUAGCGGUAGCUCCGGCUCUCUCUCCCCCCCCCCCUCCACCCCAUCCCAUCCCAUCCAUCCCCUGACACUGAGCCGUGGAGAGGCAUCGCUGAAAUGAGAUGAGGCUCAGAAAUGGAACUGUGGCCACUGCGUUGAUUUUCUUCACGUCCUUCCUCAGCCUGUCCUGGUACACAGCAUGGCAGAAUGGCAAAGAGAAGCUGAUAGCCUACCAACGGGAGUUCCACGCUUUGAAAGAACGGCUUCGUGUUGCAGAGCAAAGGACGCUGCACCGGUCGUCGGAGCUCAACCACAUUCUGGAGCAGUUCAGACGGGCCAUCGCCGAGACCAACAGCAGCAAAGAUGCGCUCACGAACUUCUCAGAUGAGACGCAGAAACUACUGAAGGAGCUCACACGCAGGAAACCUCUGCAGGUGCCGAACAUCUACCACCACCUGCCUCACCUCCUCAACAAUGAGGGCAGCCUGCAGCCGGCAGUCCAAGUCGGUCUUGGACGCACAGGAGUUACCAUGGUGAUGGGGAUCCCCACAGUGAAGCGAAAGGUGAAGUCGUAUCUGUCAGAGACGCUGCGUUCGCUAAUAGACAAGCUCUCACCGGAGGAAAAACUGGACUGUGUCAUCAUCGUGUUUGUCGGGGAGACAGACCUGGACUAUGUUCACAGCGUGGUUGCUGGCCUCGAAAAAGAAUUUUCCACAGAGCUCAACUCGGGCCUGCUGGAGGUCAUCUCGCCACCAGCCGCCUAUUAUCCUGAUCUGACCAACCUCAAAGAGACUUUUGGAGACUCCAAAGAAAGAGUCAGAUGGCGAACAAAGCAGAACUUGGAUUACUCCUUUCUCAUGAUGUACGCUGUGAGCAAAGGGGUUUAUUAUGUCCAGCUGGAGGAUGACAUUGUGGCCAAGCCCAACUAUUUUGCUACCAUGAAGAACUUUGCUCUGCAGCUGUCCUCAGAGGACUGGAUGAUCCUGGAGUUCUCCCAGCUCGGCUUCAUCGGAAAAAUGUUCCAGGCUCCGGAUCUGAACCUCAUAGUUGAGUUCAUCUUCAUGUUCUACAAAGAGAAGCCAAUCGACUGGCUGCUGGACCAUAUACUCUGGGUCAAAGUCUGUAACCCUGAGAAAGAUGCGAAACACUGUGAGCGGCAGAAAUCCAGCCUUCGCGUGCGGUUCAGACCCUCGCUGUUUCAGCACGUCGGACUCCAUUCUUCUCUUGCUGGAAAGAUUCAGAAACUCACAGAUAAGGACUUCCUGAAGCCGCUGCUCCAUAAGAUGCAUGUUAACCCCCCCGCAGAGGUCUCCACUUCAAUGAAGGUUUAUCAGGGCCACACUCUGGAGAAGACGUACCUUGGAGAAGAUUUCUUCUGGGCCAUCACCCCUUCUUCUGGGGACUACAUCCUCUUUAAGUUUGACAGACCGGUUAGCAUAGAACGGUUCCUGUUUCGCAGCGGUAACCAGGAGCACCCGGGGGACAAGAUUGAGAACACCACAGUGGAGAUACUGCCUUCCUCGGAAAGUGGACUUCAGACCAAAGAGAAGUACAAGCGAACUGAAGAUCGCUUUUACCGGAUCGGUCAUUUUGAGAAAGGUGUGGCAGAGGGGGCUGUAGAUCCAGCCUUCAACCCCGUUGUUGCCCUUCGGCUUUCAGUUCUGAAGGACUCCGCUGUGUGGGCCAUCCUCAGUGAGAUACAUAUAAAGAGGUUGUCUGGCUGAUUGCUCUGGAGGAGGUACAUGAAUCACAGCCCCUGGAGGGCCAAAAUCUCCCAGACUGCUAAUGCGGGGUCUCUAGUACCUAGCAACCAGCAGAGAAGUCAUUAGAGCUUAGAGUUGUGUAGGCAAUGCCAGCUCUCUGUCCCCGUUCUUCCCGAUUCACUCUUCUUUUGCUUCUUAUUUAUCGGCUCCUCCCUUUCUUUCUCCACGACUCCCACACGCUUGCGAAGGCCGUUUUAUUUUCGAGAAUGUGAAUACUACUGUCUGCAGUCGACGAGGAGGGUGUGAAGACAUCUGCUCGCAGCCCAGGCUCUUAAAGUGACUGUGUUGCUGAGCAGCCCUGAAACCAAUCAGAUAACUGCUGGAUGAACGAGGCUGGAUCUUUACAGGUGGAGAGAACCGGGCCCGCCUGGCCAGUGGUAGAGCUGCUGCCAAAUCCCUCUCAGUUACUCAAUGCUGCCACGCCUGGGCGAGCAGGGGCAUCGCACUGUCUCUAGUGCCUCAGCAAACCCAGCGGUGAUCAAGAAUGUCGACGUCUCUAAUGGCCAGCCGCUCUCCGUUCUCGACAGAAGCUGUGGAGGACUUCCACCCACUGACACGUGACUCUAGAUCAACACCAGCCCAAAACAAAUAUCCUUUCUUCACUCCAAUCAAACAAGUACGCGGGCUGUUGUUAAGCUGCUGAGUGUAUUGUAACUAAAUCCAUCCGGGUGGUAAAGGGCAGCCUAGAGAUCCAUAAAGAAAAUCAGCACCAUGACGUCUAAUCCUUCUCAUGUUUGUCUGAAGCUGUUUGACCUCUAGGUCUGCCUGUGGUAAACUCACUUGGACAUCAGCCAGGCAACAUUGCCCCGAAGAAAUAUAUUGUUAUACGGAUAUAUUAUUAUAGCUAUGACUGACGAUCUAUGAAGUUGAUUUAAUUUAUUGGAAAUAAAUCUUUAAUUUGUACAAGAGGUAAAAUAUAUUUUUAUUCUAAAAGAUGUUUACGGUAGUUAUGAGUCUGUGUUUUUAUGUACUUUUUUCUUUUUAAUCUUAACUCGCUUCUGUACAUUUUAUAUCCAUCUCAAAAGUCCCAAAUCUACGGAUUAGUUGUCAUUUGAAGGAAACCUGAGCGGUAGGAGGGUUGUGCUGUUUAAGUAGUAGCAAGGUUCCUACUAAAUUUUAAAAAAGAAAGUGUGCAGAAAACAUUUGUUGCUAGAAUCUUCUGUGUUCCCUUUUUCAAGAACAUAAAAAUCUAUAGUGCAAAUAUUUAUUUUAAAAAAUUUAGCAGGAUAGGAUGUGGGACACCAGGAACAAAAUAAUAUUGCAUUCUUGGUUUCGAUAUGUAUGAGGGGAUGCUUAAAGGUAUAGAGCCAGUUAGAUUGGAAUAACACAGCUGUCAUGGAAAAACAAGCUUGAGUCCUUAUUUCCGUACAAUGAGACAAUGAAGCGGGUAGUACAUUUAAAAAGGCCCAAACCCUGGUCUCUCCAUAUAUUCUGAUAGUUAACGGUUCUACCAAGAAAUUUAGUUCAAGGUUUUGACUAAAUGUGCUCAGGUUCUUGAUUUCUCAAGAUAAGAUGAUACAACGUACAGCAAAAAUGACCUUGACGUCUUGGUAUCUCGACAUGAGAAAUUAAAAGCUGUAGAGCUCGUCGUCCUGAGAUCAGGAAACGUAUGGCAGAGAACAUGCUGUGCAUCUUGAUAUAAUAAGAUAAGACUUUAUUCACUUACAAUAUCUCGAUUUUUAAAAAGAGUGAUGCUGUUAUUACACCAAUGCAAUGUCUAAAUGUUGGUAUAUUGAGAUAGCAACUAUACCAACAGAACUGGCUAAAGAUAUGGCUUUGUUAAAAGAUAUUAGGAUAAUUUAGCUUUUAUCACACACAAAAAGACAAAACUAAAUUUAUACCUCUGUUUCCUCAAGAAUAAUGGCUCUCAGUUUACAUAAGGGUGCCAUCUUUUGGGUGGAUUUACUACAAGAGCCAGGGAGGUCACCAAUGUCUCUCCAGCCAGUUGCACUCCCAUUCAUCUUCUCUGUGUGUCAUUAGUGGCUGAACCGUAGGUUAUAAAACAGGUUUUCUGACAGUUUGGGGACUUUUAAUGUUUGGCGCACACUGAUGCUAAACUGCAAAUAGUGUCAAAGAAAAUGGAAGGAUGAGGGUUGACCUAAUUGUUUCACUUGGUUGAAAUGGUCAGAAAAUAGGUCUGGCUGUUUUAAGUCUGAAACAUCUGGAAUCUUGAAGGGUAAAUAAAGGUGGAGAAACCAUCUGGUUGUAGAUAAGAGUAUAAAUAACAAAAUGUGCCUUAUUAACACCGUUAUCUUAAAUUUCCCCCCGCAAAUCUUUCCAAUCUAUUCCCUGUCUGUUUUUAUUUUAUUUUUGCCUAAACAUAAAUUGAAGGCUGGAUAUAUUGAUAUUUGAAAAAAAAAAUACUGAGUAAACUCAAGCUAAAGAUGAUAUUACUGCUGAUGGAAAUUAGUGAAGGAGGUAGUUUCAUCAGAUUACCAUCUGACAUAAAGAUGUUUGCACUGCUUUAUUUAAUUUUUAUUUAAUUUAAUUUUUGUUUGAAUCACACCGUCUUCAUUGUACCUUACAUUUUGUUUUCACACAAAUUUGAAACAAAUUCAACAAUUUAUUUCGUCACUUUCUUUGAAUGGACGGGAUAUGAUGACUACUGAUGGCAGGAGUGCAACUCUGAUUGUACAUACAUUUAAAAAUAUAUACUCUUAUCACUUUUUUCUUUUUUGAAGUAGUUUUUGUUUUUUACAUUUCCAUGUAUGUGGCCAACUAUCUCAGAUGAAACUGUAAGUGAAACUUGAUUGAUCUUUUGUAUUAGUGAUUGUUGUUUUCACUGUCAAGGGGUUAGUGAAGUGCCUUUUUAGGUGGGAUUGUUUUCUAAUUACUCUAAUUAUGGCUUAUCAUGCUUGAAUUCAUGAUUUUACUUGUAAUUUAUA